Messenger RNA from Malus domestica (apple), 956 nucleotides. RefSeq lists its product as uncharacterized. The record is from RefSeq and is a predicted model, not a curated record. NCBI's taxonomy places the organism in Eukaryota, Viridiplantae, Streptophyta, Magnoliopsida, Rosales, Rosaceae.
GUGGAUCGCUAUAAAGAGCUUGCUCUAGAGCUCAAACCACCUCCUCUUUCCCCCUACCUUCUAUUCCCUUUUCUUAACUUCAUUCUUGAGAGAGAGAAAGAGAGCGAAGGAGAGAGAGAAAAUGGGAAAUUGUCAAGCGACUGAUGCAGCAACACUGGUAGUACAGCACCCAAGUGGGAAAGAAGAGAAGUUUUAUUGGGCAGUGAGUGCAAGUGAGAUUAUGAAGAUGAACCCUGGCCACUAUGUUGCUCUUCUCAUCUCCACCACCUUGUGUCCCUCCAAUCCCACCACGGACAAGGGCGGUGACAGGAAAGACAAGAACUCGAAUCCGGACGACAACAAGAACACCGCUUCUUCGCUUCGCGUGACGCGCAUAAAGCUCCUCAGGCCAACCGAUUCUCUUGUUCUUGGCAAAGUUUACAGACUCAUCACCACUCAAGAAGUGAUGAAGGGAUUGUGGGCAAAGAAACAAGCGAAGGUGAAGAGAAAUAAUAAUCAUCAGGUGGAAGGAGAGCAGAAGCCACAAGUGGAGAGGGUGAUGAGAGAGAAGCAAGUUCUGACAUCAGCCAGAAGAUCUGAGACUUCUGAGCUGGAGAAGGACAUCCAGGUGAAUAAUAAACAUGAGAGAGGAGGACACCGACCAAGAACAGCAACAACAUCAAGAACGUGGCAGCCAUCAUUACACAGCAUCUCAGAGGCUGCAAGUUGAGAUAUCAAUGUUUCCUUAUCGUCCCACAUGACGCGUAAGCAACUCAGUGGAGGUGUAGUGGAUCAAUCAGUACUCCACCUGCAGAAGAUCGAAGCACAUUUACGGAUGCAGGUAGAAGGGGUUUGCAGGUGAAGGGAUUUGAGUUAAGUUGUGUACAGAGAAAGGGUGGAAUGUUUAGAAUUAAAUGUACUGAAGAGAUUUUCUUUCCAAUGAAAGUUUAGUUCAAAAAGAAAAUUGCUUUGGUUGA